Messenger RNA from Electrophorus electricus (electric eel), 656 nucleotides. The record is from RefSeq and is a predicted model, not a curated record. NCBI's taxonomy places the organism in Eukaryota, Metazoa, Chordata, Actinopteri, Gymnotiformes, Gymnotidae.
UCUCCAUCAUCAUGCUGCUCUUUGCAAUUUCUCUCCUACUGACACUUUUUUGGGAGAUCUCAACACAGAAAAUCGAUGCACUAGAAACAGUAAAACGUGUCUCAGAGGGUGAUCCUGUUACUCUCUCCUGCAAGUACAGUGUCAGUGGUAAUAAUUAUGCUCUUCAGUGGUAUCUCCAAUAUUCCAGAUCUAGACCAGCGUUUAUAGAUUAUAUCCUCCCUAGUCAAACUGACAGAGACUCUGUUCUUCCUGGUAUGUCUGUAAACCUUGAUAAAAACCAAAGCCGUGUGGAUCUGCUGAUCUCCUUUGCUACAAUAUCAAACUCCGCACUGUACUACUGUGCCCUGGCGCCCACAGUAACAGGAAACCCAGCAAUGCUGUACAAAAAAACCUCCCACCGUGAAGGUGUUUUUUGUGCUGAUCAAAUUGGACCAAACCAGGAUCAGGAUACUGAGGUUUUUCAUGAAGAGGGACAAUCAGUUACACUGGAAUGUUCAUAUGAUUCAACUAAUCAAUAUAUUGAUCUUUACUGGUACAGACAGCAUCCUAACAAAGCACCACAGUAUUUAUUGUAUAAACCUGCUCGAUCAAGUCUGAGUACUGGGCACAUAUCAGACCGACAAUCUCAUUGUGAUGAGCAGUAUGAGGUGCUGUAA